Messenger RNA from Notolabrus celidotus (New Zealand spotty), 2535 nucleotides. It is a transcript of the gene fhl3a, whose product is annotated as four and a half LIM domains 3a. Bases 606 to 1445 code for a protein of 279 amino acids. Gene Ontology annotation, molecular function: transcription coregulator activity; actin binding. Gene Ontology annotation, cellular component: stress fiber; nucleus; Z disc. The record is from RefSeq and is a predicted model, not a curated record. The transcript has 6 exons. Gene Ontology annotation, biological process: actin cytoskeleton organization. NCBI's taxonomy places the organism in Eukaryota, Metazoa, Chordata, Actinopteri, Labriformes, Labridae.
CAGUUUGUGUAUGUCUCUCUAGAUGUUGGUUGAGUUAUUGCUUCAUUAAUAAGCUUAAUCAUUCUCCAAAACUUGUUUAAAAAGGUGCUGAACUCAGGCCAACAUAGUGGCCUUCAGUCCCUUAUUCAGAUAUUUAAUGACAAGCAGGCUGGGCCAAUACACCAAUACCAAUAGGAACUUUAUCAUAUUAGAAAAUACUUUGAAAGAGCGGCAACAAAUAAAGAGGACCCUCAUGGGUCCUUCCAUCACUCUCUCCAGUGCAUGGACUCCUCUCUGGUCUCGUUUGAAGUCGCUGGAAAAGAGGGAGGGAAAAAAAGCUUUUUAAGGGGGGCGGGAUCUUGUGACUCACCAGCAACUUCCUCAGUAGUAGGACAACUGUAGCCGGCAAGCUGCAUCAUUCUCCGCCGCAGAGAUUUGACUACUGUCAGAAGAAACUCAGAAAGUUUUACAGCUGGAGGGCGACGCGCGCGAGCUGCCGGAGUAGAUAGCAGCGAAGUGAUUCCAGUCCUGAUCUGAGCGCGCGAGAGGGAGGCGGUGUGCCACUGUUGUCUCUAAAGGUGCCUCCUGACUUCAGACAAUACUCCUGGUUCAGAGGAAAAAUCGCAAUGGCCGACCGUUUCGACUGCGACAACUGCAAGGAGUCCUUGUACGGCCGCAAGUACAUCCAGUCCGACGACAGUCCCUACUGCAUCCCCUGCUACGACAGCCUCUUUUCCAACACGUGCGACGAGUGCAAAGAACUGAUCGGCCAUGAUGCAAGGGAGCUCUUCUAUGAAGACCGACAUUAUCACGAGCACUGCUUCCGCUGUUUCCGCUGCGACCGCUCGUUGGCGGAUGAGCCUUUCACCAGCCAGGAAGAGGCGUUGCUCUGCAAUGACUGCUACUGUAAUGAGUUCUCCUCCAAGUGCGUCGCCUGCGACAAGGUCGUCAUGCCAGGUUCGAAGAAGUUGGAGUAUGCCGGCUCUACCUGGCAUGAAAGCUGCUUCACCUGUCACAGCUGCGAGCAGCCGAUCGGCUCAAAAUCCUUCAUUCCCGACAAAGAUGAACACUACUGUGUGCAGUGCUAUGAGGACAAGUUCGCUCCACGCUGCACGCGCUGUAAAAAGACCCUGGCUAAAGGAGGUGUGACCUAUCGGGACGAGCCGUGGCAUAAGGAGUGUUUUGUCUGCACCAGCUGCAAGACGCAGCUGGCGGGUCAACACUUCACCUCCAGAGACGACAACCCGUACUGCCUCAAGUGCUUCGGCAGCCUGUACGCUAAGAAGUGCGAGGCCUGCAGCAAGCCAAUCACAGGUUUCGGAGGAGGGAAGUACAUCUCAUUCGAGGAUCGCCAGUGGCAUCAGCCGUGCUUCACCUGCUCCCAGUGCUCCGUGUCUCUGGUGGGCGCUGGCUUUUUCCCCGACGGUGACAGGAUCUUGUGUCGCGACUGCAACAGCAACCUAUAGACCUGUCAUUUUCACCCUUUGUCACAGCAUUUCAAGAACCCCCCCAAACCACCACCCAUCACCCCUGCCCAUCCCUUUAAGUCCUUACCAAGGAAGGUAAACCCAGGCUUACAGAUGCUGCCUCUCAGGUUCUUUUUAUAUAAAGAGAUCAGUUACUCAUGCUCCCUCUGUGGGUCAGAUCAUCAUGAAAUAUCUUGUUUUGAUGCUGCGUUGUUUGAAAAGAUCUCAUCUUUAACCAAAGAGUUAAUUAUCUUCUGAAGCAAAGUUAACAGAGUGCCUUAAAAAUAACAUUACCGUAAUGUUAUGUGCUAUUGAACCAAAGAAUGCAAACUGCUAGUCACUUUGCCAAAAAGUCCUUCAUAUUUUAAAUCAAAGUUUCCUCACAGAACUCUGACACUGUACAGUAUGUGAACAUUACUGUGUAUUUCAAAGUGUGGUGGAGGUACUGUGGCUUUAUGCUUUCAUUACUGCAUCUUUAAAUGUUUUGUUAUGAAUAUAUCAGACUGUUGAGACAAGAUGAUCAUUGAUGUGUUUCAGUGACGUAGUCGGUUUGUGGUAGUUUUGAUCAGUAGAGUCAUUUGCACUUUGGAUAUCCAUGUUAUGAGCACAUAAUAACACACUUUUUUCAAAAACAUGGCACACAGACCACUUUUUACGUCACGUAUCUGCUUUUUCUAACUUAGCAAUGACACUUACUUUAACAUAAAGUUUUCUUUUUUAUCCUUUCUUUUUUCAUAUGUUGUAAUUAAUCUUUUUUUUUUUUCACCGUCGCUCAAAGAGACGCUUUUAUAACCCAAAAGAAGCUGAAAUGAAAUACUGUAGUUGUGUAUUGCAGGAGUAUGCAUGUCUCAUGUCUGCCAUGAUUUUCCUUUUUGUGCCUUUUUCAUUUUUGUAAAAUGUAUGUGAAAAAUUAUUAAAAAAACAACUUUAUUUCAUUGUUACAGCUUUGAUGCUGGUGAGUCAGAGUUGGCAAACAUACUUUCUAACAUGGGAAUUAAAGCGAUAGCAGUUUGAACGUACUGUCAGACAGUUUUCAAAGAUAUGGCUAAGUUUUAUCUGUGAAGUCUUAAUAAAUUCUCACUGAAUGAUC